UGAAUUGCAGUUGAUCCUCCGCUAUCCCACAACACCAAGCGUUUUGGUGACUAAAACGCGCCUGCGCGUUCCGCUCACCCUCUUUCGGCCCUACAUCUUGUCAAUAGUAAUGGCCAAGCGCACCAAGAAGGUGGGGAUUGUGGGGAAGUACGGCACCCGUUAUGGGGCCUCCCUCAGGAAGAUGGUGAAGAAGAUUGAGAUCAGCCAGCACGCCAAGUACACCUGCUCCUUCUGUGGGAAGACCAAGAUGAAGAGAAAGGCUGUAGGUAUUUGGAACUGUGGGUCCUGUAUGAAGACUGUUGCUGGGGGUGCUUGGACAUACAACACAACAUCCGCUGUGACAGUCAAAUCUGCCAUCAGAAGACUUAAGGAGUUGAAGGACCAGUAAUCUUGACGGAGUGCUUGCUUUUUGUACAGUUAAGAGAUUUCAGUGACUCGAUUGUGAUUCUUGAACAUCCCACAAUAAAAUUUGUGAGUCAACUCUU
Molecule: messenger RNA, 485 nt
Organism: Conger conger (European conger)
Lineage: Eukaryota; Metazoa; Chordata; Actinopteri; Anguilliformes; Congridae
Product: large ribosomal subunit protein eL43
Exons: 4
Coding region: 110-388 (92 amino acids)
Biological process (GO): translation
Cellular component (GO): ribosome
Molecular function (GO): structural constituent of ribosome
Source: RefSeq, a predicted model, not a curated record